This is a messenger RNA of Medicago truncatula (barrel medic), 2024 nucleotides long. RefSeq names its product aldehyde oxidase GLOX. Bases 98 to 1765 code for a protein of 555 amino acids. The transcript is spliced from 2 exons. NCBI's taxonomy places the organism in Eukaryota, Viridiplantae, Streptophyta, Magnoliopsida, Fabales, Fabaceae. The record is from RefSeq and is a predicted model, not a curated record.
UAGCUUGAUGCACCCAACGCCAUUUCACAGUUCUGUCACAGACUCAUAAAGAAAAAGAUAGAAAUCCACACAUAAACUAAACCCACCACCAAAUUAAAUGACUCAUUCACUUUUCCCCAUUCAUCUUCUUAUCCCUCUCAUUAUUAUAAUAUCAACCACCUUCACCAUUCCAUCUCCAGCUAUAGCCGCUGGUGGACAAUGGCAGCUCUUACAAAACAACAUUGGCAUUGUAGCCAUGCAUAUGCAAUUACUACACAACGACCGUGUCAUCAUUUUUGACCGUACAGAUUUUGGCUUCUCAAACUUAUCUUUACCCAACGGUAGAUGCCGUGUUAACCCACAAGAGCAAGCUGUGAAAAAUGAUUGCACUGCUCACUCCCUUGAAUAUGACGUCUUUUCUAAUACAUUCCGACCACUCUUCAUCCAAACCAACAUCUGGUGUUCCUCCGGUUCCGUCAAUCCCAACGGAACUCUUAUCCAAACCGGUGGUUUCAACGAUGGAGACCGUAGCGUUAGAACCUUCAAUCCAUGUCCAAAUUGUGAUUGGCAAGAAUUCAACGCCAGCCUCUCAGCCAGAAGAUGGUAUGCGACCAAUCACAAGCUACCAGAUGGAAGACAAAUUAUCAUUGGAGGAAGAAGACAAUUCAACUAUGAGUUUUAUCCAAAGAAAGAUGCUACAGCAAAGAACACAUACAGUUUACCAUUUCUUGUACAAACAAAUGAUGCAAGCGCUGAGAACAAUCUUUACCCGUUUGUUUUUCUCAAUGUAGAUGGAAAUCUUUUCAUCUUUGCAAAUAACCGUGCUAUUUUGUUUGAUUAUAACAGCAACAAGGUUGUUAAAACGUACCCUACAAUACCAGGUGGAGAUCCUAGAAGUUAUCCUAGUUCAGGUUCUGCGGCUUUGCUUCCUCUAAGAAACUUACAAAACCCUUUAGUUGAAGCUGAGGUAAUGAUUUGUGGUGGAGCUCCAAAAGGUUCUUAUGAAAAAACAUUACAAGGUAGUUUUAUCGGAGCUUUGAAUACAUGUGGUCGGCUAAAAAUAACCGACCCGAAUCCGAGUUGGGUUAUGGAAACUAUGCCAGGUGGAAGAGUUAUGAGUGACAUGAUUUUACUUCCUAACGGCGACGUUUUGUUGAUUAAUGGUGCAGCUGUGGGGUCUGCUGGUUGGGAAUCGGGUCGUAAUCCGGUUUUGAAUCCGUUUCUUUAUAAACCAAAUAGUUUAGUUGGGUCAAGAUUUCAGUUACAAAAACCUUCUGAUAUUCCACGAAUGUACCAUUCAACUGCUGUUUUGCUACGAGACGGUAGGGUUCUUGUUGCCGGUAGCAACCCUCAUGUAAAUUACAAUUUUACUCGUUUGUUUCCAACUGAACUUCGGUUAGAAGCGUUUUCACCUUCGUAUUUAGAGUUGGGAUUCAAUGAUGUGCGUCCUAUAAUGGUGUUUCCUGCACCCCAAUCACAAACGAAAUUGAAAUACGCUCAAAAAUUGAAGGUUCGGUUUCAAGUGAAGGCAACAUUGAUGAAAAACAUGGUGUCAGUGACAAUGUAUGCACCGUCUUUUAACACGCAUUCUUUCUCAAUGAAUCAAAGGUUGUUGGUGCUUGAUGAAUUGAGUAGUAGUAAAAAUGUUGUUGGAGAAUCGACAUCAACAUACCAAGUUGAAGUGGCAAUACCAAAUUCACCCAUUCUUGCACCUCCGGGAUAUUAUUUACUAUUUGUGGUCCAUCAAGAAGUUCCAAGUCAGGGUGUUUGGGUCCAACUACUCUAAUUUUCAACUACAUUAUGUAUUAUUAUAGUUUAUAUCCUUGUUCUUCUUUCUCUAAAAUAUUUAUUGGUGUAAUUUAAAUGUAAGUGAACAUAUUUCUAUUGUAGAUGAGCAUUGAAUUCAGUUGGAAAAAUAAAAUUCAGAAAGUAAUGUAUAGGAGGGUUUGUAAUUUUACACGAAGAGAGGGGUUGGUCAUUAUUGAUUACCGCUAUGGUACUUUUUUUUAAUAAAACAAACUACCUCCGUCCCAAAUUGUAUGUCA